Serinus canaria (Common canary) is the source of this 3145-nucleotide messenger RNA. RefSeq names its product PAX3 and PAX7 binding protein 1 (gene PAXBP1). Gene Ontology annotation, cellular component: nucleus. Gene Ontology annotation, biological process: mRNA splicing, via spliceosome; positive regulation of transcription by RNA polymerase II. The transcript has 18 exons. The coding region runs from base 96 to 2975 and encodes 959 amino acids. The record is from RefSeq and is a predicted model, not a curated record. Gene Ontology annotation, molecular function: DNA binding. NCBI's taxonomy places the organism in Eukaryota, Metazoa, Chordata, Aves, Passeriformes, Fringillidae.
GCCAUGCUCGCGGGGCCGGGCCUGGGCCGCAGCGCGGGGCGGCCGGAGCGGGCGGCACCGAGGCCUGGCGGGGCGGCCGGUGGGUGCCUGGCGGGAUGUUCCGCAAGGCGCGGAGGGUGAAUGUGCGGAAGCGGAACGACUCGGAGGAGGAGGAUGAGGAGCGCGACGAGGAGCCGCCUCAGGAGCCGGCGCCGGCGGCCGGGUCGGCGGGGGAAGGGCCCAGCGAGGCCUCCGUGCCGCUGGCGUCGGGCGCUGGACUCCUACCGCUGCCCGCCGGCUGCGUGCCCCUCGCCCUGCCCGGCAGCCCCGCGGCCUUCGCCUGCGCCGCGAGCUACGGAGCGGCUCUCGGCUUGGGGCUGGGCUUGAUGGGAGGCGACCGAGCAAGCCUGGGGGCUCUGCCGGCGCCCGCUGUGCUGCGCCCCCCACCACCACCGCCGCAGCCCCAGCCCCAGCAGGGCAAUGGGCUGCCGGUGACCGGGCGCCCCAAGGAGAAGAAGCGGUCGCGGGAGAACAAAGAGGUGCCGAGGGCCAGCCUGCUCAGCUUCCAGGACGAGGAGGAGGAAACAGAAGAAGUUUUCAAAGUGAAGAAAUCAAGUUACAGCAAAAAGAUUGUAAAACAGUUGAAGAAAGAAUACAAAGAAGAUCUUGAAAAAUCAAAAGUUAGAACAGAGGCCAAUUCUCCAACAGAUGUUGAAGCACCACCAGAAAAGAUAGGACAGAAUAAGGAUAUAGGCCAAGAAGAUGGGACUGCAAACAGUGAGCAUGGUGAAGAAGAAAUGGAAGUUGAAAGUGAGAAGGAAGAAGAAAAACCAAAAGCUGGUGGUGCUUUUUCAAGUGCUUUGUCAUCACUGAAUGUUCUCCGCCCAGGAGAAAUUCCAGAUGCUGCUUUUAUUCAUGCCGCUAGGAAAAAGCGUCAAAUGGCUCGUGAACUUGGAGACUUUACCCCCGUUGACAGUGAACCAGGUAAAGGCCGCCUUGUUCGAGAAGAUGAAAAUGAUGCCAGUGAUGAUGAAGAUGAUGACGAGAAGAGGAGGAUAGUUUUUACAGUGAAGGAAAAAUCCCAAAGGCAAAAGAUUGCUGAGGAAAUAGGUAUUGAGGGAAGUGAUGAUGAAGCACUAGUGGCAGGGGAGCAGGAUGAAGAACUCAGUAGAUGGGAGCAAGAGCAGAUACGAAAAGGAAUCAACAUACCCCAGGUUCAACCAAGUCAGCCUGCAGAAGUGAAUAAUGUGUACUACCAGAACACUUACCAGACACUGUCUUAUGGUUCAUCGUAUGGCAUUCCAUACACCUAUGCUGCCUAUGGAUCAUCGGAAACCAAGUCUCAAAAAACAGAUAAUACAGUUCCUUUCAAAACUCCCAGUAAUGAGAUGACUCCUGUUACUAUUGAUUUGGUAAAGAAACAGCUUAAAGACAGGUUGGACUCUAUGAAAGAAAUGCACAAAGCUAAUCGGCAGCAAUAUGAGAAACAUCAGCAAAGCCAAGAGGACUCUACCAAGGCAAUUGAAAGAUUAGAAGGGUCUUCUGGGGGUAUUGGUGAACGGUAUAAGUUUUUGCAAGAAAUGCGAGGGUAUGUCCAAGACUUGCUUGAGUGUUUCAGUGAAAAGGUGCCUCUGAUUAACGAACUUGAGUCUGCAAUGCACCAGCUGUACAAACAGCGAGCUUCCCGCCUUGUCCAAAGACGACAAGAUGAUAUUAAAGAUGAAUCUUCGGAGUUUUCAAGCCAUUCAAAUAAAGCACUGAUGGCUCCGAAUCUUGAUUCUUUUGGGCGAGACAGAGUGAUCUAUCAAGAGCAAGUCAAGCGUCGGACUGCAGAAAGAGAGGCUAGAAGAGCUCGCCGCAGACAAGCAAGAGAGCAGACUGGGAAGAUGGCAGAUCACCUGGAAGGCCUUUCCAGCGAUGACGAGGAAACUUCAACAGAUAUCACAAACUUCAACUUGGAGCGAGAUCGUAUAUUGAAAGAAUCCAGCAAAGUUUUCGAAGAUGUUUUGGAAAGUUUUUACUCCAUUGAUUGCAUUAAGUCACAGUUUGAAGCUUGGCGCUCCAAGUACUUUGCUUCUUAUAAGGAUGCUUAUAUUGGCCUCUGUUUACCAAAGUUGUUUAAUCCUUUAAUCAGACUUCAGCUGCUUACCUGGACUCCUUUGGAGGGCAAGUGUCGAGAUUUUGAAACAAUGUUGUGGUUUGAGUCAUUGCUGUUUUAUGGCUGUGAGGAGCAGGAGCAGGUGAAAGAUGAUGCUGAUAUUUCACUGUUGCCUACCAUUGUAGAGAGAGUUGUUCUUCCUAAAUUAACAGUAAUUUCUGAAAAUAUCUGGGAUCCCUUUUCUACCACACAGACAUCUAGAAUGGUAGCAAUUGUACAGAAACUAAUAGAUGGAUAUCCCUCAGUGGUGAAUGCAGAAAACAAAAAUACACAAAUGCUUUUAAAGGCCCUGUUGCUAAGAAUGAGGAGAACACUAGAUGAUGAUGUAUUCAUGCCCUUGUAUCCAAAAAACAUCUUAGAAAACAAGAACUCUGGUCCAUAUUUGUUUUUCCAACGUCAGUUUUGGUCCUCUGUUAAGUUAUUGGGAAACUUUCUCCAGUGGUAUGGAAUCCUCUCAAACAAAACUCUACAGGAGCUGUCCAUAGAUGGGUUGCUAAAUAGAUACAUUCUUAUGGCUUUUCAAAACUCAGAGUAUGGAGAGGACAGCAUUAAAAAAGCUCAAAGUGUAAUUGCUUGCUUCCCUAAGCAGUGGUUCACUAAUCUAACGGGAGACAAGACUAUUUCUCAGCUAGAAAACUUCUGUAGAUACCUUGUUCACCUGGCUGAUACAAUUUACAGAAACAGCAUUGGUUGCUCUGAUGUAGAGAAGAGAAAUGCCAGGGAGCACAUCAAGCAGAUCAUAAAGCUUCUAGCAAGUAUCCGAGCUCUGGAUCAUGCUGUUACUGUUGCAAAUGAUCACAACGUAAAAGAGUUCAAGAUUCUAAUAGAAGGAAAAUAGACUUUUCCCACCACUCAUUUUGAGCUUUAAAACCAUUCCUGAUAUGUAAUUUAUGUACAUAUGUAAAGUUUCUUAAACUGUAAAAUAUUGAUCUUUGUUUUAAUACAAAGUGCAUUCUUAUAUACAGCAUCCUUAAAAAUAAAAAUCAUUGACUUCAUUGAAAACAAAAA